Dendronephthya gigantea is the source of this 1434-nucleotide messenger RNA. RefSeq names its product adaptin ear-binding coat-associated protein 1-like. The record is from RefSeq and is a predicted model, not a curated record. NCBI's taxonomy places the organism in Eukaryota, Metazoa, Cnidaria, Anthozoa, Malacalcyonacea, Nephtheidae. The transcript has 8 exons. Gene Ontology annotation, biological process: endocytosis. Gene Ontology annotation, cellular component: clathrin vesicle coat; membrane. Bases 13 to 789 code for a protein of 258 amino acids.
AAUGCUAACAAAAUGGCCGAUAGUAAUGAUUACGAAAGAAUUUUAUGUGUAAAAAACGAAGUCUUCGUCUUUCGUAUUCCACCGAGAACCACAAAUAGAGGCUAUAGAGCUGCUGACUGGAAGUUAGACCAACCCGACUGGACAGGCCGCAUGAGAGUAUGUUCGAAAGGAAGUGAGCUGUAUGUUAAACUAGAAGAUAAUUCAAAUGGUGAACUUUUUGCCAAGUGUCCUGUAGAUGCACAUCCUGGCAUUGCUGUGGAAUCUGUGACAGAUAGCAGUAGAUACUUUGUAUUAAGAAUUAAAGAUGACAGUGGUCGUCAUGCAUUUAUUGGCAUGGGAUUUCAAGACAGAGGAGAUUCAUUUGAUUUCAAUGUCUCACUUCAAGAUCACUUUAAACGACUUAAACAAGAACAGGAACAAGAGAAUGUGCAAACAGACAAUUCUCCAAAAUUAGAUUUAGGUUUUAAAGAAGGUCAAACUAUUAGAAUAAACUUUGGGAAAAAGGCUUCUACCACACAGGCCAACAAACCAAAAGUGGAAGGAAGUGGUAAUUUUGGUAUCCUCCCCCCUCCCCCUGGUGGUGGUGGUGCUAUACCCAGACUUGCAGGACCCUCUCCUGGAGCUGGCUCCAGACCAGUGGUGCCUCCGAGCACAGAUGCCCCAUCUUUCCAACCCACACCGCCGACAAAUGUUGCAGUAUCCAACCCGCCCUCAGAUUGGGGGGACUUCACAACGGCAAGAGCUUCAUCACAACAGCCAACACAAGAUGGCUCCUGGGUACAAUUCUGAAUUUUUAAACUACGACGGACAUGUAUACUGCAAGUCAUUUAGUGUUUAUAUUUGAUGGAAUGAUGGAUCAAUUGCACUUUUAUUGACAUGCUAGGUUUCUUCUUAAAUUUUGUAUUUAACUGUGUAGUGCUUUUGUCGUCGCCCUCACGCCGUUUAUUGCUAAAAUUCCAUCAAAAUGACUUUGGCAACUAUAGUACUAGCGUUUCACCUAGUCUUAAAAUUAGACCGAUGAUGCAUUUGCCUAAAAUUCUCGAUGGUACAACUAAUAUAUAAAAGUCAAAGAUUUCGUUUGUUAAAUUUGUUUAAUUUCAAUACAAAAAUUUUAACAUUUUAGUUUUCCUCAUCAGCAAAUAUGUCAAAACACGAUGGUCACGUAGUUUGUGAUAGUCUAUCAAUUUGAAGUACAAAACUAGUCAAAGUCGUCCAAGUAAAGAGGAAAACAAGUAAAAAACUCACAAAAUUACCUAGGUGGAAAUAUGUUUACCGGUUCAACAAGAAUUUUUUUACAUUUGUUGGUUGUACCGCGUGUCAAAUAGUUUGCAGUAGAAAGUGAAAACGAUAUAAUUGUAUUUGCGUUCAGGAUGCAAAACAUUUAAAAUUUGUGUCAAGCAUCCAAUAUUUUGAUAAAUUACAAUGCAGUGUCUU